AUGUCUGUCGCGUGGUCCGACAGGGGACUCGAUUCUCUGCGCACCGCGGACAUGGAGAUCGACCGUCACACUGCGAGCAUCAGACUACUGUACGUCGUGGAGUUUAAUGGACGGCAAGAUGGGAAGGGCGUCCGGGGCAAAGGUUCAGGGACACCACCAUCACUACCACCACCAUCACCUCGCUCUCUCCACUUGGAGCCUCUGGUCGAGCUCCACCUGUCAAAACAGAUGCUUUGGAGCCGGCGGACCCGGAGAACAUGUCAGGGCAGAUGGAGCCAGUGGGAGAUUAGAGUGGCCAGCACGACCAACCUGGACAUCCAAUUGGGCACAUCGCAGACAGCGGCGGGGCGCUGGGACCAUACUGGUCUAAGGCAUGAAGGGAGUACGAAGGUCGGCACCGGAUGUACCGGCAUUGGAAUAAGGGGUGGGGGAGGGAGAGAGGGCAAGUAA
Penicillium lagena is the source of this 450-nucleotide messenger RNA. RefSeq lists its product as uncharacterized. The record is from RefSeq and is a predicted model, not a curated record. Bases 1 to 450 code for a protein of 149 amino acids. Lineage: Eukaryota; Fungi; Ascomycota; Eurotiomycetes; Eurotiales; Aspergillaceae. The transcript is spliced from 2 exons.